AUGUCUAAGAAGGCUCAUUUAGCCCCAUAUCUAACGCGCCUACUUGAUACCUUGCAGCAAGAGCUGAAAGACAAUUUGCUCGCAGUCUACCUUUUCGGUUCUGCCGGUUACGACGCAUACGAACCUGACACCAGCGACGUCGACGUCUAUGCAGUCAUCCAUGAGCCGAUAUCAGAUUACAAACAACUCUCCCGCAAGAUAAGCCAUGCCUCCAUUCCCUGCCCAGCGCGCAAACUUGAGUUUGUGCUAUUUACUAGAGCCAAUGCAGCCCUGCAGACAAACAACUUGCAGUUUGAGAUGAAUUUCAACACAGGAAGAGAUAUGGAUGAUUAUACCAAUCUCGAUCCAUCCACCGAGCCUAGAUUCUGGUUUUUGAUCGAUUUGGCAAUGGGCUGUGUGCAGGGCACGGCCCUUUGUGGACCGCCAGCUGGAGAAGUGUUCGCUGCGCCGAAGGUGGAGUGGAUUAUCGAUUCACUAAUCGAAUCUCUAGAUUGGCAUCGCCGGCAACCGUCAUUGACUUCUGAUGGUAUACUGAAUGCGUGUCGGGCAUUGAGGUUCGCGAAAACAGGGACAUGGGGAUCUAAGAAGGAUGGCGGGAACUGGGUGGUUGAUUAUUUUAAGGAGCACGAUGUUCAUGUGGUCUCCCUUGCUCUUGAUGCUCGCCAUUCAAGAGUAGGGGUACCUCAGGAUCAAGCAGAGAAGUUUCUAGAUUUUCCUCUGAUCAAAGACUCCAUCGCUCAACUCCCACUCAUCGCCAACCUACAAGAAGACAUGUCCCCCUUGGCCGGUUCUUCACCAUCCAUAAACUGA
This is a messenger RNA of Aspergillus nidulans FGSC A4, 810 nucleotides long. RefSeq lists its product as uncharacterized. Gene Ontology annotation, molecular function: nucleotidyltransferase activity. The record is from RefSeq and is a predicted model, not a curated record. Bases 1 to 810 code for a protein of 269 amino acids. The transcript is spliced from 2 exons. Lineage: Eukaryota; Fungi; Ascomycota; Eurotiomycetes; Eurotiales; Aspergillaceae.